AUGGUUUGUACUUCAACUAGAGCUGGAUUUGGAGGCCUCAUUCGUAAUGGUGCAGGCUUUUAUCUUGCUGGCUUCUCAAGGUUUAUUCCGUCCUCUACAGAUAUUUUGCACGCGGAACUUUCAGCAAUUUCUCACGGUCUUAAAAUGGCAAAGGAUAUGGGUCUUGCCCCGGUAGCUUGCUAUUCAGACUCUAUUCUUGCUAUCAAUACGAUCAAGGAAUCAUACUCCAAAUAUCACGUCUAUGCGGUGUUGCUUCAUGAAAUUCAAAAACAACUUUUUCAGGAUGGUGGAUCUCUUCAUCACACGCUCCGCGAAGGAAACCAAUGUGCUGACUUUCUCGCCAAGCUGGGAGCUUCGACUGAUGCCAAUCUGGUCGUGCACCUUCAGCCUCCUCAUGACCUUCGUCCGCUGCUUAGGCUAGAUGUUCAAGGAACUUUGUUCUUAAGAGCUUAG
Molecule: messenger RNA, 453 nt
Organism: Medicago truncatula (barrel medic)
Lineage: Eukaryota; Viridiplantae; Streptophyta; Magnoliopsida; Fabales; Fabaceae
Exons: 1
Coding region: 1-453 (150 amino acids)
Molecular function (GO): nucleic acid binding; RNA-DNA hybrid ribonuclease activity
Source: RefSeq, a predicted model, not a curated record